This is a messenger RNA of Sesamum indicum (sesame), 1073 nucleotides long. RefSeq names its product zinc finger A20 and AN1 domain-containing stress-associated protein 8. NCBI's taxonomy places the organism in Eukaryota, Viridiplantae, Streptophyta, Magnoliopsida, Lamiales, Pedaliaceae. Gene Ontology annotation, molecular function: zinc ion binding; DNA binding. The record is from RefSeq and is a predicted model, not a curated record.
GUCUUUAAUUCAGAAUACUUCAUGCAAUUCGUCUCCCGAUUCAGUGAUCUGCUUAAGGGUUUUGUUGAUUUCGUGUAGAAAUUGAAUCUUUUUGUCCCUUUUGCUCGAAUUGCUGGUCAGGAAAAAUGGUCUGACAAAAUCCUGGAAACUAGCAUAAAUGGAGUCUUCCAAAGAGACUGGUUGCCAAGCUCCAGAAGGCCCGAUUCUCUGCAUUAACAACUGUGGCUUCUUUGGCAGUGCUGCCACCAUGAAUAUGUGCUCCAAGUGUCAUAAGGACAUGAUACUGAAGCAGCAACAGGCCAAGCUUGCAGCAUCCUCCAUCGAGAACAUUGUCAACGGCAGCUCAAAUAGCAAUGAGAAGGAGCCCCUUUUGGCUAAUCCUGUGGAUGUGGAAGCAGGACCACUUGAGUUGAAGGCUGCUUCACCUCAGCCAUCUCCCGACUUGGCAUCGUUGCCAAAUUCAGAAAUGAAGGUGAAGGAGGGCCCAAAUAGGUGCACCACUUGUCACAAGCGUGUGGGUUUAACAGGAUUCAGUUGUAGGUGUGGGAACCUCUUCUGUUCAACUCAUCGUUACUCAGACAAACACGACUGUCCGUUUGAUUACCAGGCUGCUGGUAGAGAUGCUAUCUCAAAAGCAAAUCCUCUUGUUAAAGCUGAAAAGCUUGACAAGAUCUAGAAGUACGGUCUAAAAGUUGUGAAGCAAAGUGCGAUGCUCGCUUUUAUAUACACCUAUGCAUCUUCUCGUGUAUGUUGGCCAGUCAUUCUUGAUAGGUCUCUCUGGUACUGAUGUUGGGUGGACUUAGACAAGAGAAUGGGGGGGUUUAUCACUGUGGUUUAUUGCACUCUAUGGACCCUGGAGUCCUUGUCGAUCCGGCUAGGGUUACUUUGGUUUGCUCCGGUGUGUAAGUUGUUAUUCGUUGGCUUGAAUGACAUUGUUGUGGAAUUUGUAAACUAGCCCGUCUUCGGAUAUGCAUCUUCGUUUCUCCUCGUUCAUCUCUCCUGUUACAGUAUGGUCACGAUAAAUAAAAAUAUCAAACAUAAUAAUGCGAAGGAUUCGAUAUUUGUUCUAUUCA